Messenger RNA from Insectozyma verbasci, 852 nucleotides. The record is from the annotation of a GenBank genome assembly. NCBI's taxonomy places the organism in Eukaryota, Fungi, Ascomycota, Pichiomycetes, Serinales, Debaryomycetaceae.
AUGAAAUACUCAACAACUUUCGCUUCAUUAGCUUUGUUUUCAUCAUCUGCAUUAGCUUACUACGGUAAUGAUACAACUGUUUAUCAAACAGUCACUGAUUUCACAACCUACUGUCCAAUUGCAACCACUUUAACCAUCACUAAAUGUGAAAAUCAUCAUUGUACUCCAACUACUAUUCCAGUUGAAGGUCCAACAACAGUUACUGUCACUGGUGAAGUCUUGUGUCCAUCAACUUCAGAAGAAGCACCAUCAGGUCCAACUACUAUUCAUUCAACUGUUACUGAUUUCACCACUUACUGUCCAGUAAGUACUACUAUCACUUUAACUAAAUGUGAUAAAGAUAAAUGUGGACCAACUACUGUUACUGGUGGUGAAGGUGAAACAAUUACAGUUACAGGUACUUUUAUUUGUGACACUACUUCAGAAGCUCCAGUUCCAUCAUCGGAAGCUCCAGAAGCUCCACCUCCAUCAUCAGCAGCUCCACCUCCAUCAUCAGCAGUUCCACCUCCAUCAUCAGAAGCUCCAGCUACUUCACAAAAACCAGGUACUCCAGUAAUCCCAGUUCCAAAACCAGAAGAGUCACCAGCUGAAUCACCAGCUGAAUCACCAGCUCCUCAACCAUCAACAGUUGCUGCUGAAUCAAGCUCACCAGCUCUGGGUGUAUCAGAAUCACAACCAUCAACUGUUGCUGCUCAAUCAAGCUCACCAGCUCCGGCUGUUUCAGAAUCACAACCAUCAACUGUUGCUGCUGAAUCAUCAAAUGUUGUUGUUCCAGAAGUCUCAGAAGGUAGUGCUGCUAAAUUAGUUGGCUCAUUAGGUGCAGUUGCUUUUGCUUUUGGUUUAUUAAUUUAA